AUGGGAGUGCAGCUUGCAUACAAUGUGGUGCGACGUACUCCUGUGACGACGUAUGCUGAAAUUGCGAUUUUGUUUCCACAACUAUUGCUGUUGACGCUGGUUGUGGCAUGGGCAGAUGGAAAUCUGGGACCCAGGGUUUGGCUGGCAGACCUUUGUCUCUGCGUGGGAGUGACUGCCAUGGCACUGGGAUGGGUUUCAAGCACGUUCACCACGGCGGCAUACACGGCCAACGCCUUGUUUGGCCUGGUGGCCGUCCUGCCACAGGUGAUCAUCAACUACAAGAACAAGUCGACUGGACAGCUGUCCUUUCUGGUCACUGCCAUGACCUUUGGAGGGACAUCAGCGCGGUUGUACACCACCUUCGUGGAAGUAGAUGACCUGGCGCUGCAACUGACCAUGAUGCUGAAUUGGAGUUUGGUCAGCACCCUGAUGCUGCAAUUCGCUGUGUACCGCGAUCGCCGACCUCUGCCUGCGAAACCUGCGAGUUCCGAAGAGAGCCCGACCAUGGAGAAACCGUCCUUCAAGCGCCAGGCCUCGGUGGUGAAGGCUUUUGCCAGCUUUGGCUCCUCUCGCUGCUUGUCAGAGAUGGUGGACGUGGAGAUGAUGGAUGGCACUGUGGAAGUGAUCAAGUCGAAGUCCAGCCAAUCCUUGUCUCAUUUUGCACGGUCCAUCUCCUGGAGCACGCCGGUCGCCAGUAGCUCGGUGCCUUGUUUUGAUAUCCCUCCGGACCUCCGCCAGGUGUCCAGUCCACCUCUGCGACGAAAUUGAGCUUGGCGAAAAUCACCGGAAACUAUGGUGAGGUGAUCAUCCAAAUAGAGGACUUUUCGGCGAUCCAUUGAGAUCCAUCAAUGUUCACUUCCCUGCGAGGCAAAAGGUCUUGACAGGUCCAGCGUAGAGAGAACAAGGGCCGGGGAGCGGACGUGGCUACCAUGGUCCCAUAUGUAGGAAUGAUAAGCGCCUCUGGCUGGUAAGUCUGGUGACU
Molecule: messenger RNA, 982 nt
Organism: Cladocopium goreaui
Lineage: Eukaryota; Dinophyceae; Suessiales; Symbiodiniaceae
Source: the annotation of a GenBank genome assembly